Messenger RNA from Botrytis porri, 684 nucleotides. RefSeq lists its product as uncharacterized. NCBI's taxonomy places the organism in Eukaryota, Fungi, Ascomycota, Leotiomycetes, Helotiales, Sclerotiniaceae. The transcript is spliced from 2 exons. The record is from RefSeq and is a predicted model, not a curated record. Bases 1 to 684 code for a protein of 227 amino acids.
AUGUCGACCAAGUAUAACGUAUACAGCUUUGAGCUUUGCAAACGCAGAGGGAUCAAGGAUGGGCCGCAUCCAAUCAUUACCGACUUCCAGCUGUUAAAGUUCAUGGCAGUAAAGAGAAAUAAUGCAGCACGAAGUAAAGAGAAAAGGCAAAAAACUCAAGCGGCUCCUUCGAAACGUCUAAGUGAAGAGGAUAUUCAGCAACACGCCGUACCUCAUCAAAUAUAUACCUACGACCAGUUACUGCAGAACUAUCGAAACUUCUUCCUAACUGGACCACUGAUGAGGUGCUUAGAUGGCGAUAAUAACAUUGACGAAAAACUGGGAAACGAACUUCUUAUGAGAUUGCAGGAAGAAGUACUAAGAAGAGCACCAAGUAAACGUCCCCGACCUGGUAUACAAACGACUUUUGAUACCUAUCGCAAAGAACUUCAAAUCAGAGCAUUUUGGGACAACGUUAGACUGGAGCUUCAAACUAAUGAAGAAGACGACGAUAUUAACGAGAGCAAAUCAAAGGCAGUUUUCAAAGAUUCCAUAAACAAAGAAUUGGUGGAUCAUGUGAAAUCAAAAGCCCGAGGACUUCGUUCUUUGAAAUUAGUUACGCACAUAUAUGGACGACGUGACGAUGCGAGAUUUAGUGCAUGGCAAGGAGCAAACAAAUUAGCGGUACGACCCCAGAAAUUUUAG